Messenger RNA from Anguilla anguilla (European eel), 4081 nucleotides. RefSeq names its product UPF0524 protein C3orf70 homolog A-like. Bases 935 to 1732 code for a protein of 265 amino acids. Lineage: Eukaryota; Metazoa; Chordata; Actinopteri; Anguilliformes; Anguillidae. The transcript has 2 exons. The record is from RefSeq and is a predicted model, not a curated record.
AUAAAAUUUUUUACCGACCCUUUAACACGGAGAGCAGGAUAUGUUAGUCGUUCCGUACAGAAAUGUGAGAAGCGGUUCAUUUUUGAUUAAAUACUCCAAAUUAACUGUGCUGCUGGUUCUGAUGUUAUGUUUGUUAUUACUGUCAUUUAUAGCUGAUACUUUUUGUAUUUUUCUCAAGGAUGCUGAACGCCUGUACUUUUCUUUGUAAAUAGAAUGAAUUCUAAAUUCCAGUUGGUCAUCUUUCUUACUUUUUUGGGCAUACAUUAACAUGUCUAGUGCUUUGCUACUAUUAUAAAGACGCCUCGUGUUUUUGAUGUCCUUUUUCUGUGGAAAAUUUGCAUUUGUUUUAAUACGGAUGUGUAUGUGCAUAAAUAUCAUAAUACAUUCCUUUAUGACCAGACGUAUCGGAAACUGGGGCUAACUGCAGGCAUGCAGCUCCGCAUCGAGAGUAACCGGAUCCCGAGACUUCCUUCUGAGUCGUAAUAAAGUUGAAAACACAGAAGGGCGUAGAGACUGGAAGUGGCAGAACGGAACAAGAAGCUCAGCAGCAUCUUUCAGUAAAACACCGAUGUUCACCUUAUGCGUUUAAUAUUAAACUGUUAAAGAAGGCGCGUUUUUGGAAACGGGCAAUUCCAAUGGAGUAUUUUUGCAAGAAAUCUGACAUCACUGGGGCAGGAUCUUUCCGUCUCUCGGUUUGAGGUUGCAUGAACUUUUACAGAGUUAAUUUUAUGUAAUCAUACAUUUUUUUCUGAACACCGGAAUUUUGGAGAGUAACGCGCACACACCGGGGAAUCCUUUCAAGACUCGCACGUGAUAUUUUUUGUUGACAGAAAUACCAAACUGACGACGGCAUUCCUUUUCCUCGUUUUCACUUAGGUGAUUUCUGGAGUCUUGCGGGCGUGUUGUUUGGCUGUGAUUUGAUCGAGGGAUUUAUAUGAUGGCCGCUUCUGGAGUACCGAAGAGCGACAAGUUGGACGAAGCGCAGGCGCUUGCGAAGAGCUGCGCCGGGAGACCCGACUUUCUCCCAUGCGAUGGACUGUCCAUCUGCGCCACUCACAGCCACGGAAAGUGCUUCAAGCUGCACUGGUGCUGCCACUUGGGUUGGUGUCACUGUAAAUAUGUGUACCAGCCCAUGACCAGCGUGUGCCAGCUCCCCAGCACCCCGGUGCCCGCCACGCCCUCCGGCAUCAGAAACACCAUCCACCUGUCCGUCUCGCUGACGGAGCGCUUCCUCAGGACCGCCCCCUGCUUCCUGCCCCCGCCCUGCCCGGAGUCGCCCAAGUACUGCGUCAUCUCCGACCUCUUCAUCGACGACUACAUCGUCAAGCGCAUCAACGGAAAGAUGUGCUACGUGCAGCGGCCCCCGCCCCCGGCCCCAGCCCCCGCCCCCGCUCCCGCCCCCGCCUCCGCCCCCCCGCCACCCCCUCAGCAGCACCCCGGCCAGGCCCUGCAGGCGGAGAGCAAACCCGCCCCGCCCUCUCAGAAAGCCCAGGCGCCCAAAAUGGACCACUGCUCCUCGCCCUCCAGCUCGGAGGACUCCGGGAUCAACGCGGUGGGCCUGCACUACCUGGAGUCGUGCGACGAGGACUCGGAGGAGGAAGAGGACGAUGAGGAGCUCAGCACCGACGGGGACUCCAGCCCCAGCAGCCUCGGGGACCAGGACGAGUGCUCGCUGCUCUCGCCCUCCAAAUCCACCGUGGAGAUCAUCGAGAAAAUCGAAACGACUGUCUGACUCGGUUCUCCACCCCCCCCCCCUCUCCCGCGGGUCCCUCGUUAUUGGCGGAGUGUUCACAGCGCGGCGCGGCCUGUGGCGGACCCGACGGGACCUGCACACGCUCACAGGAGAGGGCGGCUGCUGGGCUGCGCUGUCACGUUUAGAGGCGGAGCUACCUCUGCACUCUGUCUGCACACACUACCCUGCAUGGAUGAAUCAGCUGGGCUAUCUACCGCGGUCCUGUAUUUAAAACCAGUCAUACAGUGUCAAAUCAACAGGAACGUACGUAAAUGCACACACAGGCAGUAUAUGACCGAGCGUAAGCAAGCAGACUGUUAUGAAUAUAUCAAUGAUAUCUGUAUCUGUCCGUUUAUGUACAGUUGAAUGCAAACGUAUUAGGACAGUCAUGGCAAAUUGGUUUUUGUUUUCCUCUGUACUAGUCAUAUUUGUAUUUCUAAUCUAACAAUGACUUUGAGGCAAAAUUCAGAAUUCCUUCAGAAUUUAUUUCAUGAAUUUGUUUAACAUAUUGAAAUAUAUUACAACAACACCAUUCAAUGAGUCAAGUCCCCUUAUAUUUCAAGUCAGCUUAAGUAUUGGGACAAAGCAAGCUUAUUUAAUGACUUGUAAGAUCAAUAUUUUUUUGCAUACCCCUUACAUUUGAUGACUUCAUCAACUCAUGGAAUCCUCUGUAUUAAAAAAAUUGAAAUACAGUUUUAUUAGUGCAGAGGAAUUUGACACAACUGUCCCAAUACUUUUACAUUUAACUGUAUGUGUAGGCCUAUACACACAGUAUAUAUAUAUAUAUAUAUACACACACACACACAAACUUUGAGAGACUGAACGUUUGCUUCUGCAACAGAAUAAUGCCAUUUUCAGGCAGAAGCAUAGAUGGGGUGUGAAUGUGAGCAGUGUAAAGCGAGCGAGCUGUGUCUUAUGGGUCCUGACCUUUACUACAGGAGCAUUUGGGCAAAACCAUGUGUGAGUGAUGGACAUCUUAAUGAGACGUUCUGAUGAAAGGAAGCCGGUCGUUUUAUGAUUCAGGUCCAUCACCUCUCCACACUUUCCAUCUCGGCUAGCGCCAAGGGCAUUGGAGUUCAGCCAAACCAUUCUGGUGGUCUGUCUUUUCUUCUGCCAGUCAUAUUGCACAUGCACUCUCUUUGGUGCUGUGAAGGUGUCGGAAAUGCCUCCAGGCCAUUUGGGGGAUGGUAACUAACUUGUAACUACCUUCACAAUAUAGUUAAAAAAAAAAAAAUUAAACACUUAGACAAUCAAAAAGAAUAGAAAACCACAACCCCUUAUGGCUUAUCCAACUGGACAUGUACAGUAACCCCGCUUGUGUUGCACUAUUGUUGACGGAGAGCAGUUACAUUGGUACCUCUCUCAUGACGCAUUUGAACACAAAUGGCCACUUCUCAUCUUUGCAGUGCACAAAGGCCUUAUGUUGAGGGCCCCAGUGUUUAGUACUGUUAAAGACGAUGGGCUGACCAAAGCUACGGUGAGAUCAGUGCUUUGGCUAGUGCUGACCCUGAAAUGGACCUGUGACCUGUCCUUCUUAUCUGAAUGGAGAGAAAGAGACUGUAUUGAAUGUUAGAGCACAAGCUGUAACUGAGUCAGCAAAGACUGUGAAAGAGAAGCAAACGCGGGUGCAGCGAAUCGCACUGCCAUGCUUCAUCGAACAGCGCGGGACUUUGUGAAACUCGCUGACGCUCACCAAAAAGCACUUCGUUUGUCACGCGACCUCAACACUGAUGGUGUCACUUUUCACUGUGGUUAUCAGAACUCGAGCACAAACCCAUCGGCUACUGAGCACAGGUCCUGGGCACCACGUUCUCAGUCUGAGUUUAACCCCCCCCCCCCCUCGGUGUUCUGGAACAUUACACUUUGCCCUAAAGGAGACAGGGCCAAUCCACGCCCCAGCAAAGGAACUGACGCGCUGUUUUGCCUGUGGAAGCACCCAUUUUCAGGCACAAUUUUAUAACAAUGUAUAACGCUGCACACGCUUACAUCAUAAUGUCAUCACCUCUCGACAUACUGUAUUACAGCCUCUUUCAUAUGAACUUGUGUUACAUUUAUUACUCUUAUUUUCUUAUAAACUUAUCCAAAACUCUCAAAGGUUUGUUUUCUUUCUUUUGUAAUAAAUCAGCGUCAUUUGCUAUAUUUACUGACUUGAGCUGGCAGCUGUUACCAUUACAGUCAUUAAGCAAUUCGGGUCGGUUCCCUAACAGGUAAUGUAAACAUGUUGAUGAAUACAUUUUCACAGUUGAAUAAAUGAAACUGUCAUAAUAACCGGGAAGGUAAAAACAUGUUUUCAGUAUAGCAUCUUUAGAGGAGUACUCAUGUGUUCCACAAUAAACCUUAUGAAUAAUU